AUGCAGGCGCUCAGCGGUCCGCGUCGGUUCGACGAGAUCUUACACGCCUGCGCCGUCCCACCCACCUCCUCCGCCCCCGAUGUGUCCGACGCGGUACGCGCCUGGGAGACCUCGGAUGCGGCAGUAGCUCGGUGGCUUGCCACUCAGCUUGACCACCCGGAACUCUGUAGCCUCCUCGACAACUUCAAUCCUCCCCAACUGGUGGACGGCUGCUGGACCCUUGUUGAGGCCUCUGAGGCCGCAGGAACUGUCGACGCCCCUAGUGUCCCAGCCCGGCAACCUCCAAAGUCCUCUCUUUUGUCCAGGCUGCAGGAUAUUUCCAAGCAACAAAUGAUCAGUCACAUCAGACGGCUUCUCAUAUCUCACCCAGAAUGCAUUUCCGAGGCCUUUGAGUGCGUCCAGCAUCUUCAGAUUGCCUCUGUGAGCACUGUUGCAGCUUCCCCUACCACGGCAUCCAAGCCUGCCUCCCGUCCCUCCGCGCCAAGAUCAGUCUCCGAGUCCUUACCUUGA
Messenger RNA from Dibothriocephalus latus, 510 nucleotides. The record is from the annotation of a GenBank genome assembly. NCBI's taxonomy places the organism in Eukaryota, Metazoa, Platyhelminthes, Cestoda, Diphyllobothriidea, Diphyllobothriidae.